AUGCCAUUGAACGUCUUGAGGUCUCCCCUCAAGUCUAUUAAUAGCAAUGUUGAGGUAGUAUCACCUUCAAAGAACCGUUUUAUUGCAGACGAAAAGCCUGAUUUGCCUCCUCCAUCAGCAUCAGCUUCAACCCGGCCUAUGCAAUUAUUGGCAUUAUCUCCAACUAAAAAUACUGUAUUAACUCAGCCAGAUGCUGUGGAUGAAAUAGGUAAUUCGGGACUGAAGAGUCGUUUGGUGAUUGAUAAAUUGGUACUCACAAACUUCAAAUCAUAUGUCGGUGUGCAAGAAGUUGGACCUUUCCAUUCAUCAUUUUCGGCAGUGGUUGGGCCAAAUGGUUCUGGAAAAUCAAAUGUUAUUGAUUCUAUGUUAUUCGUCUUUGGUUUCAGAGCGAACAAAAUGCGUCAGGCCAAAUUAUCUGAAUUGAUCCACAAUUCUGAUAAGCAUCAAAAUUUGUCGUUUUGUUCUGUCGAUGUCCAUUUCAAACAAGUAAUUGAUAAAAUUGAUUAUGGGGAAGAUGAAAGCCCUGUUGAUGUAGUUCCGGGUGAGGAUCUUGUGAUCACUCGUAAGGCCUACAGGAACAACUCUUCUGAAUAUUAUAUCAAUGGGAAUAGGAGCAAUUAUACUGAGGUUACUACUCUAUUGAAGGAUCAAGGGAUUGAUUUGGAUCAUAAAAGAUUCUUGAUUUUGCAAGGGGAAGUUGAAUCGAUUGCUCAGAUGAAACCAAAAGCGGAAAAAGAAAAUGAUGAUGGUCUACUUGAAUAUUUGGAAGAUAUCAUCGGGACGGCUCAAUAUAAAUCGAAAAUCGAGAAUUCUUUGGAUGAAGUUAACAAUUUAAAUGAUGUCUGUGUGGAAAAAGAGAACAGGUUUGAGAUUGUGGAAAAAGAAAAAGAUAAUUUAGAGGACGACAAGGAUAAGGCCUUGAAUUUUUUAAAGCUCGAUAGGCAACUAACCCUAAAAAAAUCCGUGGCAUUCCAGGCGCAAAUACACAACAGAACUGAAAAGUCUAAGGAAAAUCUAGAGAAAUUCACCAAAUUGAAAGAAAGACUUGAUGAGGAGAGAAAGAUUAAUGCUGAUUUGCACAAAGAAAUCAAAGAUUUAGAUACUAAGUACUCUGAAUGCUCUAUGAAGAUAAAAGAUAUCAAUGAACAGAUAAAUAAGCUUCAGAAGAAGCAGAGACAGGUUGACAAAGAGAAUGUUAGAUUCGAUGAGCAAAAGAAAAAUUUGAACAACAAGAUCAAAAAAUCAGAAAAAAUGAUCAGCGCUACAAAUACUUCUUUACAAAACGCUAAUACCAAAUUGGAAAAUCAUUUGAUGGAGCAAAAGGAGUAUGAAGAAGAAUUGAAGGAAUUACAAUCUCAAUUAGAAAUAGAGGUUAAUGAAUUGGAAUCAGUUAGAAAAGAAUUGUCUAAUAAAACGAAACCUUUCACCGACGAAAUUUCUAAGAUCCAAAAAGAGUUGCAGCCUUGGAAUGAAAAACUAAACGCUAAAGAAUCCCAAGUGAAGGUGGCGGAAUCAAAUGUUGAAUUGAUUGAAAGCGAGUUUUCUAAUUUCGACAAAGAAAUUGCAGCUAAGCAAGACCAAAUGGAGAAAAUUGUGGACCACGGUAAAAAGCUACAGGAACAAUUAAUUUCCUUGAAGAAAGAGAAGAGUAAGAUACAAAAGCAGAUCGAACACGGUACGAAAGAAACUAAGAAUGCGGAAAUCAGGCUUCAGGAAAUGAAAGAAAACUUGACCAAUACUAGACACAAAGUAGUUGAUGCAAAAAAUUCCUUAUCUAAUUCUCAGAAUAAGUCUAAAGUUUUAUCUGGCUUGCUAAGAUUGCAAAGAUCAGGAAGAAUUUCGGGCUUCUACGGCCGUUUGGGGGAUUUGGCUGUCAUUGAUGAUCAAUAUGAUGUCGCCAUAUCUACUGCUUGCUCACAGUUGGAUGAUAUGGUUGUUGAAACCGUGGAAAUUGGCCAACAGUGUAUUGAAUAUCUUAGAAGCCAACACUUGGGAUAUGCCAGAUUCAUUUGUUUGAAUAAAUUGAGACAGUUUAGAAUGGAUCCGAUUAACACUCCAAUGAAUUGUCCAAGACUAUUUGACUUGAUUAGCCCCAAGGAUCCAAAAUUCUUGCCAGCAUUUUACAGUGUAUUGAGGGACACUUUGGUGGCCGAAAACUUGAAUGCUGCUAAUAGAGCAGCUUAUGGCUCUAAUAAGAGAUAUAGAGUCGUCACUUUAGAUGGUAAAUUGAUUGAUACUUCUGGUACCUUAUCCGGUGGUGGUAAUUAUGUUCAUAGGGGUGGCAUGAGAACCAAAUCUAACUCAACUUAUGAUGAUGCUGAAUUGUACACAGAAGAAGAUGUCAACCAUUUGGAAUCUGAAUUGGUUGCGAAAGAGAAGCAUUUCCAAGUGGCUCAGGAUACAUUAAGAGAAAUGGAAACUGCUUUAAAGCUGUUGCAUGAUAGAGACCCUGAAAUUGAUGUUCUGAUUUCUAAAAUCGAAUUGGAAAUGAAAUCAUUGACAACAGAUUUGGCGUCAUUGACCAAGAUUGUGGAAGAUUUGAAUUCGACAAAAGAAGCCACGAUCGCAAAGUUGAACCUGGAUUUGACAGAUGCUAAAGAUAUUGUUACUCAACGUAAACAACAGUUGGCGGAGUUGAAAGAUGGUGCUUCAUCACUUGAGAAUCAAUUGGAGAAAUUGGAGCAGAAAAUUAUGGAUAUUGGUGGUGUCAAAUUGAAGAUGCAGAAAUCGGAAGUGGAUGGGAUAAAUCAAAAAAUUGAGAUUCUCAAUCACAAAUCGUCUACUACGUUGCAUAGCAUAAAGAAGGCACAGAAUGAGAUUAAAAGAAGUGAAAAGACUUUGAAAAAUAGUGAGGUGGAAUUAUCGACUACUAGUGCCGAAUUGGCAAAAAUCGAAGAAGAAUUCGCCAAAAAGGAUACCAAUACCGCCGAACUUGAAAAGCAGAUAAACAAAUUGAAUGAUGAAAAAGAAUCAAUUGCCGAGGAAGUUGAUCAAGUUAAAGAAGAAUUGGGUACUAAAAAAGCCAAAAUCAAUGAAUUGAAGUCAACUGAGAUUGAAUUGGAAAAUUCUAUUGAAAAGUAUGAAGCAGUUGUUAGACAUGAUAAAAAAGCCAUUGCCAGUAUUAAGCAUGAAUUAGAUUCUUUGGAAUUCAGGGAUGUCAGCCAUUUGAUUGGUUGGCUUGAUUUAGGCAUUCCAGUCAAGAAGGCUGCUGUGAAGGAAAAGUUCAAUAAGAAAAAGAGAAAGAGAAAGACCAGAAUCAAUGAUGAUGGUGAGGAAGUUGAAGUUGAAGAGGAAGAUGAUGUGGAGGAGGAGAGUGAAGAGGAUAACGAACAUGGUCAAACAGAGGAAAUUGAAGUUGAUGAAAACGAAGAAAAGGAAGAGGACGCAAAUAAAGAAGGGCAGGAGGAUAAUUCUGAAGGUGAAAAUGAAAAUGAUGAGAAUGGAACCCAGGCGGAAUCAGGGGAAUAUGAUCUAUCAGAACUCAAGGAGCUCAAGGAACUAUUCAACACAACUGGCUUCCCAAUUCUUAAUGAAGAAAAGAUCUCUGAACUUGAUCUUGAUGAAGUUUAUAAUGAAAUAGAAUCUAUUGAAGGUGAAUUAGAAAACAUCAGAGUUGAUGUUAAUAUUUUGGAAGAAUAUGGUAGAAGAGCCUCAGAGUACCAUAACCGUAAAACUGAUUUGAAUGAUGCUGUUGCGGAACGUGAAAAGUUGAGAGAUUACGUUGAAGAAUUGAAAAAGAAGAGAUUGAAUGAAUUCAUGAAAGGUUUCUACACGAUCUCUUCAACUUUGAAAGAAAUGUAUCAAAUGAUCACCAUGGGUGGUAAUGCGGAAUUAGAAUUGGUGGACAGUUUGGACCCAUUUGCAGAAGGUAUUUUGUUCAGUGUUAUGCCUCCCAAGAAAUCAUGGAAAAAUAUUUCAAAUUUGUCUGGUGGUGAGAAAACGCUUAGUUCUUUAGCAUUAGUCUUUGCCCUUCAUAAGUAUAAACCAACACCGUUAUACGUUAUGGAUGAAAUUGAUGCGGCGCUAGAUUUUAGAAAUGUCUCUAUUGUGGCCAAUUAUAUUAAAGAAAGAACCCAAAAUGCCCAAUUUAUUGUUAUUUCGUUGAGAAACAAUAUGUUUGAAUUGGCACAAAGAUUGGUAGGGAUUUAUAAAGUUCAAAACAUGACCAGAAGUGUCACUUUGAAGAACCGGGAUAUUCUUGGUAAUGGUAAUGGCGGCACUGAUACAAGGGGCAGAAGUAGCCAAAUGGUACCUGGAUCACCAAUAAGAAACUUAUCUCCACUAAGAAUGAUUUCUCAAAAGAGGUCUCGCUCUCCAACCCGCUCUCCCUCUCAGGCACCUUGA
Saccharomycopsis crataegensis is the source of this 4344-nucleotide messenger RNA. It is a transcript of the gene SMC4, whose product is annotated as condensin subunit SMC4. NCBI's taxonomy places the organism in Eukaryota, Fungi, Ascomycota, Saccharomycetes, Ascoideales, Saccharomycopsidaceae. Gene Ontology annotation, molecular function: ATP binding; ATP hydrolysis activity; protein binding. The transcript has a single exon. Gene Ontology annotation, biological process: mitotic chromosome condensation. Gene Ontology annotation, cellular component: chromosome; condensin complex. The coding region runs from base 1 to 4344 and encodes 1447 amino acids. The record is from RefSeq and is a predicted model, not a curated record.